Protopolystoma xenopodis is the source of this 318-nucleotide messenger RNA. The record is from the annotation of a GenBank genome assembly. Lineage: Eukaryota; Metazoa; Platyhelminthes; Monogenea; Polystomatidea; Polystomatidae.
AUGCGCCACGGCAACUCUCACAGAGCGUCUAAAGUCAAUGACGCCCGGGCGAAUCGAUUCGACCAGUCCACAUGGCGAUUCUACUCAAAAUCCGGCACAACGUCGACUGGUCUUUGCUCCGGUUCCCGCCUGAUGAGCUGCCCGUUUGCUCUUCCGUCAAAACCUCCUCCCUCAUCCUGCUCCCACGGCCUUGGCCGAAGCUUGAGCCUUAAGCCCUCUUCCUCCCAUCCGUCCGUCCGCCCCACCCACCUCUGCCUGCUCUCCAGAGUCCCAUGUCUAACUAUAAAAUGGUGGCAACACCUUACACCCUCUAACUAG